Molecule: messenger RNA, 2052 nt
Organism: Aureobasidium pullulans EXF-150
Lineage: Eukaryota; Fungi; Ascomycota; Dothideomycetes; Dothideales; Saccotheciaceae
Exons: 6
Coding region: 356-1885 (509 amino acids)
Biological process (GO): DNA-templated transcription; regulation of DNA-templated transcription
Cellular component (GO): nucleus
Molecular function (GO): zinc ion binding; DNA binding; DNA-binding transcription factor activity, RNA polymerase II-specific
Source: RefSeq, a predicted model, not a curated record
GAAAAAGUCCUUUCAUCAGUUCAAAUGCUGCUUGUCUUGAGGACGGGCUCUGGCGGGCUCCGUCUCUGUAUAUUGAUGUUGCGCCGAUCUCGGCAAGUCCGUUCGUGUAACAACACCUUCCUAUUUCUGCCUCGGCAUUGUGCCUUCUUUGGGUUGUACAAGAUACUCAGAGACGUUCACUCCAUCGUCGAAGUUAGCUGUCAGCUGAAUAUUCGAAUGCUAUCACGUAUAGCGGAUAUACUCCGCUCAACAACGUAUCGGGCAGUGGGCACUGCACUAGUCUACAUGCUUGGUAGCGGCGAUUCUUGUAACCUUGGACGCUCUCUAAUAAUCACAUAAUACUCCCUGCUGCAAGAUGAACACAUCACAAAGAACAAGUCAGCAAGGGUCGGCCACUCGAGCCUGCCUACAUUGCAAGAAGCGGAAGAGGCGAUGUGACAAACAGCUCCCAACAUGUUCGAGCUGCAAGUGGUUGUUAGCCACUUGUCAGUAUGAAAUGCCUAUCUCUUCCGCCUCAGACUUCGUAACUCUGGGUAGCUCUCGGAGUGGCCCGUCAUCAUUGCCUUGGGUGUACGGCGAGCCUAAUCUGGUUGCGACUACAAUUCACGAUUAUGCGACAAAGCUAUUUGCAUCAGUACAGCGACUUGAUGCGAUCCUGUUUGAUUACUUCUCGCGUGUACACCAAUGGAUGCCGUUUAUCUCGCGACAGCGGUUCUACGGACGACUGUCAAGACUUUCACAUACACCUGAUCAUAGCUUUGUUCUCCUGAUAUGUUGCAUGCACUUGAUACUUUGUAUUCCCCCACAGGUGGAGAAGAGCCCAUCUCGGUCUGUCGAAUAUAUGGAGGUCAAACGCCUACUCGCGCUGGCUGAAUCUCAAGGACCACUGACGACUGAUCUCGUACAAUGCGACCUGAUAGUGGCGCUGUAUGAGAUGAACCACGGUGCAUUUGACGAAUCAUAUAUGUCGCUCGGGAAAUGCACUCGGGUUGGUAUUGUUCUCCGCUUGAACCAGUUGCAAGAACGGGAGCAUGCGUCGCAAGACAGCUUGUAUGUUAUGUCAGAAGAGAAAAGAAGGACUUGGUGGUCAGUCAUUAUCCUUGAAAGAGUUCUGCGACUGCAAAGACCAGAAUGGCCGACCGCUGUCAGGGAUCCAAACUCGAACGAUCUUUUACCAAUGGACGACGCCGAAUGGGAUCAACUUCGUCCUGAUGACUCCAGCGCAUCGACUCAACAUAUGUCGCAGAAUGGUUCUCUGGAAGAAUAUCCCAGGGCUAUGUUAUCACUUUCAACGCCUUCACAGGUUCGUGUAGGAUACUUUGCGCGUCUGGCGCAAGUCUCACACCUUCUCGGUCUGGUCUUGAGGAACAAGUUCGAUCCCACACCCGAUGAAGCUUUUAAUGCACAAGAGACUCAACAGUUACGACGAACCACAGCUGUUUUCGCGGAGCUUCUGCCAAAAGAAGCCACUGCUGCAGACUGCUCCCAUUGUUGUGGCCCCAUCGCAAUAUUGCAGAGUGCGCAGCUCAUCCUGGAGCAGGCCCACAUCAGGAAUGACCUCUUUUCUGACUUCAACCUUGCUACCAAGGUCCUCUGCGCCGAGGUCAUUCGGCUGGCUGAACAGCUGAACAUAGAACUCGCUGAGACGCAAGCCGAUCUUCUACGCCCUCUAGCCAUCUAUUCUGUCUACCAGGUUGCUCAGAUCUAUGUCCGACAGUAUCGAAGAGAUCCCAACCCCGACUAUGAAAAUGGUAUUCAUACUCUCUUAAAGACACUGGGCUUCUUUGAGCAACGGUGGAGAGUCGCAGGCCUGUACAAGGCCGAGAUCACGUCAGCAAUCGAUCUGCUCAACAUGACCGUGUGCAGUGAUACAAAUGAGGGCUGAGGCCCAUAGCAGCACUCCUGACCUACGCCACCAGUGCUGCGAAUCUCUUCCUUUGGAUCGUUGCCGUGUUGUUGCUGCGAGUGCUAUUAUUGGGGACUGACCAGCUUGAUCCAAUGGAAAACAAGAUGAAAGACAACGAGGAAUCCUGCAUCUGAGUAUGAUCGAAU